Molecule: messenger RNA, 3528 nt
Organism: Ectocarpus sp. CCAP 1310/34
Lineage: Eukaryota; Phaeophyceae; Ectocarpales; Ectocarpaceae
Source: the annotation of a GenBank genome assembly
UCGGAAACAAGAAGACCACAACCGGAGUCCUCUAUAAUAUCAGUAGCAGAAACGGGGUGGGGAAGUCUCGGGUACAGGCGGUAGUACCACGAGCAAACUUACUCCUACAGCAGGAAGUACUUUCAUGAAGACGAAGAAAAUAAAGCUGGAACGAGCAAUGGAUACCGCAACGAGCAACACAAGAGGUGGAAGCGCGUUCGCCAGCGAUAGUUCUACGAACCUGGCAACCGUGAUCAAAGGCCUCAAGAAAUUCGACGGAAAGGACCCAGCUGAGUUCAAGACAUGGAUGAAGAAAUUCUGCGUGGCGUUAGGUGUGACCAGGAAUGACAUCCUGCCACUGCUGAAGAAACAAAGGAAGCCAGAUCCCGCAGACACAGCGGCCUUCGACUCCUACACAAGGGCAAACGAAGAUCUCUACGCCAUUCUUUUCCUCCUAGUGGAACUUCCAGCCGCCUUGUCGAUACAGAAGCACGAAGACGACACUGGCAUCAGCGGCGACGGACAAGCUGCCUUCGAGGAGCUCUGCAACAACUAUGACAGGGUAACGGACGAGGUCAUCAGGGCCAAGAUGGAGGAGCUGGAGAACAACCCCAUGAACCCUGGUGAAAAUCCCGACGACUACUUCAACCAGAAGCACCUACUUCGUACCCAGCUGGAUAAGAUGGGAGAACCCAACUCCGACCGCCGCGUGAAGGACAUCUUCGUACAGGGCUUCUCCGACGAGUACAAGGACGUCAAAGUGAUGGCGUUCAGAGACCCAACCUUCAACGUCCUGGACAUGCAAUCCACCAUGCGCAACAUCUUCUUGGACGAACAAUCGUGCAAGAGAUGGAAGGGACGCAUAGCUGGUCGAGGAUUUGCCAUGGCAACGACCGCGUCUGACAUCAUCUGCCACAGAUGCUACGAGCCGGGACACAUCAGGAGGAACUGCCCCAAGAUCAAGAACAGGGCGAAGAAGAAAACGAAGCCCGCCGGAGCUACCAAGUGGUGCUCCAAGCACAACACCACGUCUCACUCGGACGAGGAAUGCUACCAGCAAGGAGGAAAGCGCCCGGAAGACACCAAGGACUCAAGUAAAGCAUUCACCGCGUGCUCCAACUGCACUCACUGCUCGUCGGCGUCCAACAAGCACGACUCAAACAAUGAAGUGGCAGUUGUCGACUUCACCCGGGAGGAGGACGCCUUUGACAUCGGCUUCAUGUUCGCCACGUGUUUCCGCAUCUCAGGACGCAACUUCGCCGCGAGCUCCACCGGGGUAGGCCUGCUGAGCGCGGACACCUGGCACAGGAGGCUUGGACAUCUCAAUGCUCGGAGCCUAGACACCCUUCGGAAGGACACCGGUACCGGGGUGGACUAUCGCGACAGUCUCUCCCCUUGCGGGGUCUGCCAGAUCGCGAAACACAAGCAGUCCCCCCACCCGAAGCAAUCGACUCGCGAACUAUCACGGCCUGGACAGCUUGUGGUCAUCGACAACAUGGGGCCUGUUAAUCCACCUGCGAAAUAUAAAGGAGGCUCCUUCCCGUACGCGUGCAAGAUCACCGACGACUACACGAAGAUGAAAGAAGUGUACCUGCUUCGCAAGAAAUCUGACACGACCGAGGCGGUGCACACGUACAACAUGUGCGUCGCAGCGGCAGGAGGCUACCGGAUCGAGACCAUCCGCUGCGACAAGGGAGGCGAGAACGCCGGAUCCGAAUUUCGGAACUACUGCAAGAAUUCAGCUAUCAAGCUCGAAUACGCCGCCACCAACACCCCUCAACAAAUUGGUGUAUCGGAACGGGACGGACAAACCCUGGCCGGAGUCACCCGGUGUCUUCUGAAGGAUGGAGAUUUUCCGCCGUCCAUGUGGGGGGAGUUAAUGCUGACUGCAGCAUACCUGUUGAACAGGUCCUCACACUCAGCACUGGGAGGAGCUACGCCAUACUCGAAGUUGCACAAUCAGUCACCUGAUCUCUCGGGACUUCGGGUCAUUGGAGCGCGCGCCUUCGUACACCACGAGAGAUACCGAAAGAAGCUGGACGACAGAGCUUUCGAAGGCAAGCUAUGUGGUUUCGGCCUCGACAGCCAGACCUACUGGGUAUUGAAUCCAUCCAACAGGGCCGUGGUCGAGAGCCGGAAUGUGACUUUCAUCGAAUUUCCACCCCGCUCAGUGCCCUUCCAGUAUUCCACUGAAGCAAACGGGUACGAGAGCGACGUGCUGAGGUUCACCUCCCUGCUGGACAGCCCCCACUCGACGAGCGACCUGGACUUCACGCCGCAGAACGAACUCCUUCGGCAAGAACGCGAAAUAUGGAAAGGAGCGUGCAGCAAGGAAAUGAACAAUCUGCGGAAACACAACGUCUACAAUCUGGUGCCCCUCAGCAGCGUUCCCAAGGGAGAGAAGAUCCUCGGAACGAAAUUCGUCUUCAAGAAAAAGCUGGACGGACGCUUCAAAGCUCGCCUGGUAGUCGGAGGACAUCGUCAAGAGCCAGGACAGGACUACGGACGCAGCUACGCACCAGUAUGCCGUAUCGGGAGCAUUCGCAUGACGUGCGCCAUUGGCUGCCACAACAACUGGCCCAUCUACCAACUGGACGUUGUCGGUGCCUUCCUGAACGCCCUCUGCGACAGAGAUGUGUACGUCAGACCCGCCCCCGGUACAUCCGCCAAGAACUCCGCGACGGGAGAACCUAUGGUGUACAAACUAGAACGGAGCCUCUACGGCCUAUCGCAGUCGCCUGCGCUCUGGAACGACACCCUGGACGAAUCCCUCACGGUGUUCGGAUGGACAAGGACUCAGUAUACCAGCGGCAACAUCAUCGUGAUUCUCACGGUCUACGUAGACCANCUGGACGUUGUCGGUGCCUUCCUGAACGCCCUCUGCGACAGAGAUGUGUCCGUCAGACCCGCCCCCGGCACAUCCGCCAAGAACUCCGCGACGGGAGAACCCAUGGUGUACAAACUAGAACGGAGCCUCUACGGCCUAUCGCAGUCGCCUGCGCUCUGGAACGACACCCUGGACGAAUCCCUCACGGUGUUCGGAUGGACAAGGACUCAGUAUACCAGCGGCAACAUCAUCGUGAUUCUCACGGUCUACGUAGACCACAUUCUCAUCACAGGAGGAGACCAGCAGCUCGUGGACCAGAAGAAGGAGCUCAACUUCAAGACCUUCGGAUCGGUUCUCAUCAACAGCGACAGCACCGGAGCGCUGCCAGUGGCCGGGAAUGCCAUGCACUCUCAACGCACGAAGAACGUGGCCCUGAGGUACUUUUUCAUCCGGGAGCUAGUACUACGGGGACAAAUCACUCUUCACCACCGGCCCAGCGAGCACCAGUUGGCUGAUAUCGCGACCAAGUACCUCCCAAAGCACCGAUUGCCCUCCAUCAUUCAGCAGAUCAAGGACUUCUCGCGUUGAUCGAAGAUCUGUGAAGCUUCCUUCCAUACCCGCCAUAUGAGAAGGAAUUUAUUUUCGAUACGAUGCCAACAGAGGGGUCGAGGUAGACAAGGAUAUGGUGAUGCCGUCGACCAUUGUGAAUUAGUUGAUUGAUC